AUGUCACGUGACCAUUCCUCAGGCCGACAGUCCCAUCGCGAUUCCGGUCGGUAUUCAACACACAGUUCCGUGUCCCGCUACGGACACGAUAGACAUCAGAGCAAACAUUCUAACGGAGAGGUAAAACGAAAAAGUCAUCCUCAUCGUAGCAGCCAGUAUCGUUCAGAUUCAAAAUAUGAAUCUAAAAAUGAUCACCGUCAUCGGGAGAACAAAGAAUCACCUAAGAACUCUCUCUCGUCUGAUUACGAACGGUCCUCACAUCGUUCGCAUAGGAGACGAAAAAAACGAGAAUCCACAGAAAGAAACGGUUCUUCUAGUUCAUCGUCCACUAGUGUGGCCGGAAAUGAUGCCGACGAAGAGGAGGUGGAGGAGGAAUCCAGUCUUCAUCUUAAAGCUAUGGCAGUUGGUGUGCCCAAAGAAUUAAUGGCCAUGUCACUGGAGCAGCUGCAAAAGUUGCUUGAGGAGAGACGUCAGAAAAAAGCUCUGCUCAAAGUUCUUGAAACGCCUGAAGAGAAACGAGCCCGACGACUGGCCAAGAAAGAGGCAAAAGAACGCUGGUGUCGCGAGCGAAUGGGGUGGGACCAGGAAUAUUUGGGCUAUACGAAUGAAGAUAAUCCGUUCGGUGAUCACCGACUUUCGGAGUCUUUUGUGUGGAAACAAAAAUUGGAAUCCGAAGGUUUGUCUCACUUGUCCAAAGAGGAGAUUCAAGCACUACAAAAGAAAAAAAUGGAAGAGAACAAGUUGGAAUUGAAAUCUGUGCGAAAACGCCGUGCUGAACGAGAACGGGAACGAGAAGAACGAGAGAAAGAAUUAGAAAUGAUGCAGCGGGACAAGGAAGCUGAAUAUUAUCGGUCAUGGGAACAACAAGAAGAUACAUUCCAUUUAGAACAGGCCAAACUUCGUUCCCGAAUUCGUAUUGCUGACGGUCGAGCCAAACCGAUUGAUCUGCUGGCCAAAUACAUCACGGAUCAGGACGAGGACGUGAUGGAGUUGGCCUCUGCCGAUCUGUCCGGCGCCAUCGAAGUUCUGGAACCUACCCAAUUCUUGGUGGGUUUGGGUAUGGAUGAUUUGGAGGACUUGUUAGAGGACAUCAAGGUGGUGUACAUGCAGUUGGAAAAGGGUCGGAAUGCGGAAUACUGGCGUGAUAUUACCACAGUGGUAGAAGAUGAACUACACAAAUUGCGCCGUUUGGAGGGUGGUGCAUGCGGAGCGGAUAGUCGUGGACGAACUUCGGCCACAAUAAGCCAAUCAGUCAUGCAAAGUGUAGCAGAAACACUCAAGGGAAAAACGUACAGUCAUUUGGCUGCUUUGGAACGACAGAUUGAGCCUAAACUUCGCGGAGGUGAAGGCGUUGAUGUGACCUACUGGGAGACCUUAGCACAGUUUGUGCGCGCUCAGAUGGCUCGCACUCGUCUACGUGAUAUGCACCAAGAAAACUUACGUCGUAAACUGGAAUUUUUGCGCCAGUCUCAAGGCAUUAUAGCCGAACCCCUAUUCCCCAGUGGAACUGAUAGUGUUCCCAAACCGGCCGAGCCUCAGACGACUGGAGAACCAUCCACAUCACAAGACAGUGCCGCCCUGAUGCCUCCACCUCUCAAAAUACCUGGCAAGCGGCUAGAUGUGUUAGAGGAACCAGAAGUAGUAGAACCCGAAGACACCCUGGCAUUGACUGAUCCUCACAGCGUGGAGGCCAUACGAGCGGCUCGAGCCGCACAAUUGGAAGCUGCUUCUCGAAUGGAGGAGGAGUCGUACGAUUCCGCCUGUUAUUCGCCCUCGCGUGUUGAGCCGUCCGAUUUGGAACUGGACGCGGUUGUGUACGAACCGCAAGAUGACGAGGCGAAGAUCGAAUUCCAGCGAAAACAAGUUUUGCGAACGGGAGCAAUGCGGGCAUCCGAAGAAGAGGAACUCAUGCGCCGAGCUCGUGAAGGUAUGGAAGACGGCGAGGAUGCACAGUUCUCCGUCAUGAUUCCAGUGGAAGAUCAGUCGUUUCUGUGGUCGGAUAAAUACCGCCCACGAAAACCGCGUUUCUUCAAUCGAGUGCACACCGGAUUCGUGUGGAACAAAUACAAUCAGACUCAUUAUGAUUUGGACAAUCCACCGCCUAAAAUUGUCCAGGGUUACAAAUUUAAUGUGUUCUACCCGGAUCUGAUUGAUAAGACGACACCCCCCACAUAUAAGUUGACUCCAUGUGAAGAACCGGGCCAGCGGGAUUUUGCCAUUUUGCGUUUCACUGCCGGACCACCGUAUGAGGAUAUAGCGUUCAAAAUUGUCAAUCGCGAGUGGGAAUAUUCAUACAAACACGGAUUCCGAUGCCAGUUCCAGAAUAAUAUCUUUCAAUUGUGGUUUCAUUUUAAACGGUUCCGUUAUCGUCGUUAG
Messenger RNA from Fasciola hepatica (liver fluke), 2376 nucleotides. The record is from the annotation of a GenBank genome assembly. Lineage: Eukaryota; Metazoa; Platyhelminthes; Trematoda; Plagiorchiida; Fasciolidae.